AUGCUUGAACCUAGACUUGGGCAGGCACCAGUGGGUUUCUGGGAUCCUGCUGGAUUCUGUGAUCCAGUCGGAUUCACUGCCGAUGACGAUGUUGCCUCCUUCCAGUGCCGACGUUCCGUCGAGCUGAAGCACGGCCGGAUCUCGAUGAUGGCAGGCAUGGGCUACAUCACCCCUGACAUCAUGGGCAAGCUGCCGCGCUCUCAGAGCGCCACAUCCGGUGUGCCUGUCGCAGGUUGGGCACAGAUUGCAAAGUACUUCGGUUUCGUGGAGUUCAGCGGCGGCUUCCAUGACUGCAAGAGCGGAACUCCGGGCGACCUCACCGGCGCUGCCUGGGGAGAUUGGGCUGGCUAC
This is a messenger RNA of Symbiodinium sp. CCMP2456, 351 nucleotides long. Lineage: Eukaryota; Dinophyceae; Suessiales; Symbiodiniaceae. The record is from the annotation of a GenBank genome assembly.